Myodes glareolus (Bank vole) is the source of this 2537-nucleotide messenger RNA. It is a transcript of the gene Sgk1, whose product is annotated as serum/glucocorticoid regulated kinase 1. The record is from RefSeq and is a predicted model, not a curated record. Gene Ontology annotation, biological process: protein phosphorylation. NCBI's taxonomy places the organism in Eukaryota, Metazoa, Chordata, Mammalia, Rodentia, Cricetidae. Gene Ontology annotation, molecular function: protein serine/threonine kinase activity; ATP binding.
GCCAAAAGCACAAAAAAGGCGUUUUCGGAAGCGACUCGGCCAUGCACAAGGGACAUUUGUUUGUUUUGGGACUGGGGCAGGAAAUCUUGCCGGCCUGAGUCACGGCGGCUCCUUCAAGGAAACGUCAGUGUUCGCCGGUCGCUGUCGCCCGCUGAGCGCCCCUCAGUCCGCGGCCAUGGGGGAGAUGCAGGGUGCGCUAGCUCGGGCUCGGCUAGAGUCGCUGCUCCGGCCCCGCCACAAAAAGCGGGCGGAGGCGCAGAAAAGGAGCGAGUCGGUCUUGCUGAGCGGACUGGCUUUCAUGAAACAGAGAAGGAUGGGCCUGAACGACUUUAUUCAGAAGAUCGCCAACAACUCCUAUGCAUGCAAACACCCUGAAGUUCAGUCCAUUUUGAAAAUCUCCCAACCUCAGGAGCCCGAGCUUAUGAACGCCAGCCCCUCCCCUCCGCCAAGUCCUUCUCAACAAAUCAACCUUGGUCCGUCCUCCAAUCCUCACGCUAAACCAUCUGACUUUCAUUUCCUGAAAGUGAUCGGAAAGGGCAGUUUUGGGAAGGUUCUUCUAGCGAGACACAAGGCAGAAGAGGCCUUCUAUGCAGUCAAAGUUUUACAGAAGAAAGCGAUCCUGAAAAAGAAGGAGGAGAAGCAUAUUAUGUCAGAGCGGAAUGUCCUACUGAAGAACGUGAAGCACCCCUUCCUGGUGGGCCUCCACUUCUCUUUCCAGACUGCCGACAAACUCUACUUUGUCCUCGACUACAUCAAUGGUGGAGAGCUGUUCUACCAUCUCCAGAGGGAACGCUGCUUCCUAGAACCUCGGGCUCGCUUCUACGCUGCUGAAAUAGCAAGUGCCUUGGGCUAUCUGCACUCCCUGAACAUCGUUUAUCGAGACCUAAAACCAGAGAAUAUUCUCCUGGACUCACAGGGACACAUUGUCCUUACUGACUUUGGCCUCUGCAAGGAGAACAUUGAACACAACGGCACAACGUCCACCUUCUGCGGCACACCUGAGUAUCUCGCACCAGAGGUGCUCCACAAGCAGCCAUACGACAGGACAGUGGACUGGUGGUGCCUUGGGGCUGUCUUGUAUGAGAUGCUCUAUGGCCUGCCUCCAUUUUAUAGCCGGAAUACAGCUGAGAUGUACGACAAUAUUCUGAACAAGCCUCUCCAGCUGAAACCAAAUAUUACAAACUCAGCAAGGCACCUCCUGGAGGGCCUCCUGCAGAAGGACCGGACAAAGAGGCUGGGUGCCAAGGAAGACUUUUUGGAGAUUAAGAAUCAUAUUUUCUUCUCGCUAAUUAACUGGGAUGAUCUCAUUAAUAAGAAGAUUACACCUCCAUUUAACCCAAAUGUAAGUGGACCCAGUGACCUUCGGCACUUUGAUCCCGAGUUUACUGAAGAGCCAGUCCCCAACUCCAUCGGCAGGUCCCCCGACAGCAUUCUCGUCACAGCCAGCGUCAAGGAAGCUGCAGAAGCCUUCCUCGGCUUCUCCUACGCGCCUCCCAUGGACUCUUUCCUGUGAACACUCGGGAUGGUGGUGGAGGACUUCCUGCGUGUUUCCAAAUGUUUUAGGUAGCCUUUGGAGUCGCCAGCUGACAGAACAUCUUACAAGAGAAUUUGCACAACGGGAAGCUUGGCGCUCCCAUCGCACACUGCUUGACGGAAGCUUUUUUUGAAGAGCACACCCUCCUCUCAGUGAGCUUGUGAGGUCUUCAUUUUUAUCCUUCCUUCCGACGUGGUGCUAGCUCCAAGGGAGCAUCAGAGUGCCGCCUUAGACAGACACCUCGGUCGCGUUCGAAGGAAGUUGCAGGUCUGAGAGGGAUCUCCCGCAGGUCUGUCUGAGCUGUGAUUACGAAUAUUCUGCAAUGUGCCUUUUCUGAGAUCUUGUUAGCUCCAAAGCUUUUCCUAUCGCAGAGUGUUCAGUUGUUGUUGUUGCUGUUUUUUUAAAAACCUCAUGGAUUUUCCGUGUGAAAACAGUGGUGUGCGUGUGCCAUGCCUGAUCGCGGACGGUCUUGUUGUAAGGAUCAAUGUGACACUUGCAGGACACUACAACGUGGGACAUUGUUUGUUUCUUCCAUAUUUGGAAGAUAAAUUUAUGUGGAGACUGUUUUUGUAAGAUAUAGUUAAUAACUAAAAUCUAUUGAAACGGUCUUGCAACGAUGUGCGCCCAGAUGCUUCACGCAAGCAUUGCUGCCACAGACAUUUCUAUUUUUAGAAAGGGUUUUUAUGGACCAAUGCCCCAGUUGUCAGUCAAAGCCCAGCGUUGGUGUUUUCAUUCUUUAAAAUGUCACCUGUAAAAUGGGCAUUAUUUAUGGUUUUUUUUUUUGCAUUCCUGAUUAUUGUAUGUAUGGUGUAAAGAAAGUCUGUACAUUGGGUUAAAACACUAGUAUAUUUAAACUUACAGACUUAUUUGUAAACCCUCAUCUUAAUGUACUGUAAUUAACAUGGUUAUAAUAUGUACAAUUCCUCCCUGCCACACAACUUUUUUUUGUGUGCAAUAAACCAAUUUUGGUUUGCAAUAAAAUCUUGAAAAACAUUUGCAUAAA